UAUCGGCAUCGCACCCCACCCAUGAUGUUCGGCUCCAUCUGCCGGCGGCGGCUCCUCUUCCGAAUCCAUCAAAUCCCUGGAGGUGGAGGUGGCGGUGGCGGCGGCGGCGGCGGCACAAAUCCCCUCCAGUCCAUCCCUCCCGCCCGCAACAGCUACUCCUCGUCCGCCGUCGCCGAUGUCUCCAACUCGGAGCCCUGCCCCGACACCGUUUCCUACCUCAUCUCGUGCGGCCUCUCCCCCACCGCCGCCGCCGCGGCCACCACCGGUCAACGCCUCCGCAUCUGUUCCACCGACAAGGCCGACGCCGUGUGUGCACUCCUCAGGCAUUAUGGCUUCGCCAACGCGGACAUCCUCCGGAUCGUGCGCAGCGCCUCGGUGCUUCUCCUAGUCGACCCCGAAAGGAUCCUCCGUCCCAAGCUCGACUUCUUCGCCUCCCUCGGCUUCAAGCCCCGCAAGCUCGCCACCGCACCUUUCCUCCUCGCGCGCAGCCUCGACAAGCACCUCGUCCCCUCCAUCCAGUUCCUCCGCGGCAUCAUCGGCAGCGACGACCACCUCCGCCAAGCUCUCCACCGCCAACCCCGCACCCUCUCCAGCGACCUCGAGACCAGCAUGCGCCCCGCCGUGGAAGCCCUCCGCCGCGGCGGCCUUACCGAGGCUGCCAUUUCGAAGCUCCUCGUCAUCAACCUGUGCGUGCUCAGGUUGUCGCCGGAUCGGAUACGCAAAGUCUUCGAGGACCUCAAGGAGAUCGGUAUGUGCAUCGCGGACUCGCAAUCCCUCUACUGCUUCGGUGUGAUGUGCACCCUCAAGAGAGAGACGUGGCUUCGAAAGCUGGAACUGUACACAAGCUUUGGGCUGUCGGAGGGCGAGGUGUUCAGCGCCUUCAAGACCCAGCCCACCAUGCUGGCUUUGGCCGAUGACAACAUAGAAAAGAAGGUCCGGUUCUUGCUGGACGAGCUCAAGCUUGGAAUACAUGCUAUAAUGUCGCGGCCUGUGAUUCUAUGUUAUAGCUUGGACAAGUGCAUCCUGCCGAGGUGCGCCGUGCUGAGCGUGCUGAUGAGGGAGGGGAGGAUCCAGAGAGAAAUCAAAUUGCCUCAGGCGUUGCUCGGCACUUCCAGGGAAUUCUCGACCAAAUACGUAUUGAAGCAUGCCGAUGAGAUUCCAGAUGUUGUUAAGGCAUACGAGGGUAAGAUCAAAUUUGAAGGAUUCGGAUGUGACACAUGACUUUAUGUUCGAUAGCCCGGUUCUUCCCUUAUGAGACGGUAUAACUCUAGAUUAUUAGGCUUUAUGUUCCUAUCCUACCGCUGUGAUUAAAUAUAUCAAAUCAUGACCCAUGCAUGAUUCUAACUCUGCUUCAGAGAACAAAUUAUUUCCCCUAUUGAUGGUCCAUGUGGACUCGGUAUCAUCUACAUUUGUAGUUUAGCAGCUGCUAUUUUGCGUCCCGUGGCCUAUUAAAAUAUAGAAGCGUAGCAGAUGAUGAUUGUGCCUUCAUAUUAAAGUUCCCUCAUUUCUCAUGCUGACUUGGUUCUUUUACUUUUUCAUCGAUUAUCCCAAUAUGUUAUGAUUUACGCAAACGAUUGAACUCGGUUUUAAUUUAUAUUCCACAACUCACCUGAAGUAUCUUUGGAUUUUCUCAAAUAAAUAAAAUUAUCGCUUUAUCGAAAGUUGAGAACAUCCAUGUCUUACUUUCUCUCGGCCUGAAUGUAAUGCAAGUGAGUAAUGUGCACCGACAGAUUUUUUGUGUGUAGGUAUGUUAAAGCCAUUUCUAAGUUCAAACUUGUAGUUCCGUGCACAGAAUGGCUUAUCUGGCUGGGAUGAACUGGUUUGAAAUAUUCAUCUGUUUAUGUACAGUAAUUAAUGUUACAUCUGGAAAUUUCUAGUCUGCAGCAUGUCUUCAUUUUUCGACAUUGACACUCACUCUUGAAGUUGACAGAUGGUCAUUGUGGACACAAGGUGAUUAAUUUCUUUUAUGUUGCAUUUUUGCAAAUAUAGAAAGUUUAUAGUUAAUAACAUCACAACAUCAGGAAUGCCUGUAAAGCCUGUCAACUUGUCUAACUUGUUAUACAUCACCAAAUGAAUGGUUAUCCUUUUUGAUCGAUUGUCCCAAUAUGUUUUGAUUUGUUCAAAGGAUUGAAUUCGGUUUUACAUUGUGUUCCACAACUCACCUGAAGUAUCUUUGAUUUUUCAAAUAAAUAAAUGCAUCGAUUUAUCGAAAGUUGAGAACAUCCAUGUCUUACUUUCUCUCUGCCUGGAUGUAAUGCUAGUGAGUAAGGCACACC
Lolium perenne is the source of this 2276-nucleotide messenger RNA. RefSeq names its product transcription termination factor MTERF8, chloroplastic-like. Lineage: Eukaryota; Viridiplantae; Streptophyta; Magnoliopsida; Poales; Poaceae. Gene Ontology annotation, biological process: regulation of DNA-templated transcription. The record is from RefSeq and is a predicted model, not a curated record. Gene Ontology annotation, molecular function: double-stranded DNA binding.